Molecule: messenger RNA, 3158 nt
Organism: Strigops habroptila (Kakapo)
Lineage: Eukaryota; Metazoa; Chordata; Aves; Psittaciformes; Psittacidae
Gene: FRG1
Product: FSHD region gene 1
Exons: 9
Coding region: 114-884 (256 amino acids)
Cellular component (GO): nucleolus; catalytic step 2 spliceosome; striated muscle dense body
Molecular function (GO): actin filament binding
Source: RefSeq, a predicted model, not a curated record
CAGGCGGGCGGUGCGCGCCUGCGCGGGAAGCGAGCAGGCAGAAAGGUUUGUGGCUCCGCGCCUGCCGUCGGGGCGUACCCGGAUGUGUCCUUCCACGACCGCCGUAGCUCGACAUGGCGGAGUAUUCCUGCGUUAAAUCCACCAAGCUCGUCCUCAAAGGGGCGAAAGAGAAGAGCAAGAAAAAGCAGAAGGAGAAGAAAAGGAAAAGGCAGGAGGAUGCGGCAGAGCAGCUUGAUAUUGUUGGAAACUGGUGGGCUGUCAGUAAUUUUGGUGAAAUUACGGGAAUGAUAGCUAUAGAAAUGGAUAAAGGAGCUUACAUCCAUGCCCUCGACAAUGGCUUGUUUACGCUUGGAGCACCACAUAAAGAUGAUGAAGGCCCUAGUCCUCCUGAACAGUUUACAGCAGUAAAGUUGUCUGAUACAAGGAUUGCUCUGAAGUCUGGUUAUGGCAAAUACCUUGGUAUAAAUUCGGAUGGACUUGUUGUUGGACGUUCAGAUGCAAUAGGGUCAAGAGAGCAAUGGGAACCUGUCUUCCAAGAUAAGAAAAUGGCAUUACUAGCAGCAAACAGCCGUUUUAUUAGAUGUAAUGAAGAGGGAGACAUAGAAGCCAAAAGCAAAACUGCAGGGGAAGAAGAAAUGAUAAAGAUUCGUACUUGUGCUGAAAGAGAAGCUGAGAAGAAAGAUGAUCUUCUACAUGAAGACAAAGGGAACGUUAAACAGUGUGAAAUCAAUUAUGUAAGGAAAUUCCAAAGUUUUCAAGACAAAAAGCUUAAAAUAAGCAAAGAAGAUUCAAAAGCCCUUAGAAAAGCCAGGAAAGAAGGCACUUUUCAUGAAAUGCUGCUUGACAGGAGAGCAAAAGUGAAAGCAGAUAGAUACUGCAAGUAGCAACCAGCUGGUCCAUCUUCUUCUGCAGCUUUGAUGAUGGUGUCAUAAUUGAAAACAGGAGUAAAAUGUUUUGUAAUUAUUUUUUAUUGAAGCAGUUUUGCUGAUGUUUUUAUUAUGUUAUUUUUAAAGGAUUGCCUGAGAGCUGUAAUUAAUUAUGAAACUAAUGUCACCUUUCACUAAUGAAUACUAUUACAUUUACUCUAAAACUACAUGCUAUUGAAAUAGUGAGAUAAUUAUUUAAUGGGAAAGAAAUUGACCCACCGAGUCUUCCAGGGCUGAUGAAAGGAACCUGAGCUAAGAGACAGGGCAGAAGACAUUAAGGGCUGAAGAGAACGGUGAUGAAGUUUGAAAGCAAAAUAUGGUUAACACAUUGAAUGUGUAAGAAGUAUGUAACUAUUGAACAAGAAGAAAUAAUUGAAAAUGCAUGUCUUGGAACACAUCCUCCCAGAACCAGAGUAGGACAUCUGUGGAGCCAGUCUACAUUGCAUCAGGUGAGGACUGGGCCAGAAUAUUCAGCCUUCCUAAAACAAUGCUGUAAACAGAUAAGUGGUGUAGUCUGUAUGCUGAAAAGUGUUGACAGAUCAUAGAACUCCAUUACAAAUGAAAAUGCAAGUGCUUCAUGAGAAAAAGGGAUGGCUCUUUUGUGUUAGCAGGCCGCUUAUUUUACAAGAGGGAAAAACUGAUUUUGCUGGUUUCUCUAUGGCAUGGACUUGAAUUUGUUUAAUAAAAGAGCAGGGACUUUUUUUUUUAUGGUCAUGUAUAAUAUGCAUUCUUAGUAUCUCAUAAAAUAUGGUACCCCUGUCUGCUCUGAUUACCAAGAAGCUUUUCAGUAACAACAUCUCCAUAGGAACUACCUCAGAACAAUUGCUUACUCUCUCCACAGCUUUUGUAAUCUGCAUCAUAAAGAUUACUUGGUAAGAACAUUGAGCAUUUUUAUGGGAAUAAUUUAAAAUGUCUCUCUGGAGCUCCUCCUAGCUGUCAGUUUGAACUGCACACAUAGUACAAAACUGUAAGCUCAUGCAAGAUAAUGAUGUGUCUAAAAAGAGCGCAGGAGCAGACCAAUAGCACCUAGUCAGUAAUGGCAGUUUAUAUUGGUCUAUUUCAUAGGCAGUUGGCCUUGAGGAAAAGGCACAAAGAAUCUAAGUACAUCAUAACUGUUUAAACCUUUUAUUGACUUUCAGCAUGAAAACAAAUUAUAGCUGGUUAGGGGAGGUUAGCAAUAAAAGCAUGUAAUUUUUCCAAGAAUUUAAAAAAUAUGAAUAUAGCCCACACACAUUUUAUGGAACCAAAAGAAGAAAAUCUCCGCAGGCUGAUCACAUUCAUGAGGUAACAGGCAUUUUUUUAGAAAAAGCAAACAAAAGUCUAAACCUUCCACUGAUGGCAUUUUUAAGCUUAUCAUGCUCUAUCAGUGCUCUGUCCCACUGAGUACAGAGAUUUUUGCCACAUGGCUUUUUCUGCUAAGGCAGCAUAAUUUAUCUAUUUGUUUUAUACCUGUUAAAUCUACUUGUUAUUUAAUAGCCAUUUUAUAAGAAUAGGCACACUCGCUAGUUCCUUGUAUGAAUAUCUGUUUUGGAAUGAAUGCCUUUUCUCCCCGCUUCAGCUUUUUCUGUUGAGACAACAAAUGAGAAAUCAAAAUGCUCCCUCUAGGGAUCUGGUGUGUGCAACUGUAUUGGGACUGUUGUGCUUGUAACUUUCUUGUACAGACAAAUCCUUGGAGACCUUCCUGUUAUUCCGGCUGCUCCACAAGAUUUUCUGUUUUAAUGCCAAUAGAAGUUAUAACAGAAUGCUGAGAAAUUAAAUAAGCAAGGUUUAUGUUGAAUAAAAAAAAAAAAAGUAAAACUAUCAAAUGAGAAUUUUCCCCUCAGUUUUCAGAGGUACAAAAGCCUCCUUAGUAGCUGGGGGUUUUUAACUUAAAUGAUCUUCUAGAGAACUGUCUUCUCCCUUAUGUCUAUCACUUAUCUGAUUAUUGUAUUUCAGGAAAUACUAUUAAUACUAUUAACUAAAACAUAAUAGUAUCAGAUGGUCACAUAAACUGAUUGAAUACUUGAGCUUUUUACCAGUUGAAUAGCUUCAUUUUAAAGCUUUCACAGAUUUUAUUUCUAGUUCUGGUACAAAACUGAGUCUAAGCUUAGCACAUAGCAGGAAUGACUGGAAGUUAUCUUUAUUUCCUAUCAGUUUCUAUUAACUAUGCAUUCUUUCAAGAAAGCAGGCAACUGCUGGGAAUGUCAACAUGUCUGUAGUGAGACUCUGCAUUAAAACAUUUGCAGAAAGAAA